Molecule: messenger RNA, 1332 nt
Organism: Vavraia culicis subsp. floridensis
Lineage: Eukaryota; Fungi; Microsporidia; Pleistophoridae
Exons: 1
Coding region: 1-1332 (443 amino acids)
Source: RefSeq, a predicted model, not a curated record
AUGAAAAUAUGCGUGAUAGGUGCAGGCCCAUCAACCUACUACCUAACAAAACACCUGCACACACAUGCACCAUCCACAACCGUUCACGUAUUCGAGAGGCGCUCAUCGCCUCUACAGUCGCUCAAUUUGUUCAGCAUAAAACCUAGGAUGCACAUGAACAGCGUGCUGUGCAAUAUAAAGGUGCACGGGUCGAUGCUUGAAAGGCUGAGCACUUUUUACGAUGGUGUUGUUGUUGCGGUGGGUGGACGGGCUAGGCGGUUAGGGGAUGGUUUGAAUAAAUUUACGGUUUAUGGGGAGGACGUAAUUAGGAAGGGAAACGGCUUGGAAAGGGUGAAUAGGAGAAGUGCGUGGCUGUUGGAGAAUGUGUUGAAGAGUAGUAGUGAUCGAGGGAAUGGAGAGAGCGGACAUGUCGCGAAUUGGGGUGCUGAACUGAAAAAUGGAGCAGAGGGUGGAAUAAUAAAAAUUGAAGCGGCUGAAAGUGCAACGGGCAACAACGCUGCAAACAGGGAUAGAACAUUAAAUGAAAAUAAUACGGAGCAUAAAAAAGUACAAACAAGCAUAAAUAAAAAUAAAACGCAUGAAUUAGCAGCACAUGCCAAGGCAUUCUCAAAGCUUAGGAGGGUAGCAAUAGUAGGUGCUGGCGAUGUAUCCUUAGAUGUGGCCAGCAUGCUGUACACUCAUGGUGUGCCACAGAUAUUCAUCCUAUCGCGCGCUGAGUUGGCAAAGUGUGCGUUUAGUGCCCAUGAACUGAGGAAAUGUGUGCAUGAUAAGAAUGUUUGUGUGCAGGGAGGGGUGUUAGGAGAUGACAGGAAGGGAAGGAUUGUUAGGGAUGGGAUAGAGGGGUACAAAAUGAGGAGAGAUGGGAUAAACACUGAUAAGGGCAUGUUAGAAGUGGAAAAUGGCACAGAAAAAGAAAAUGAUAAGAAUGAGAUGGUGCAUAAAGAGAUGGAAGGUAAUAGCAGCACCACUACAUUCGGCACUCCACCAGUACAAUUCAAUCGAUUAGAAACAAACGCUUUCAACCGAACUCAGACCAACCAAUCAAAACAGACACUCUACCUGCUCCUCAACACUGUGCUACAAUCCAUCAGGAAGAAAGCAUCGUCUUACAACCUAACCUUACAAACCAAAGAAGGUAACAAAGAACUUAAAAACAUUGAUCUUGUGGUUAAUUGCACGGGAUACACGGGCAGGGAUCUGAGCAGGUACGUGUGCGAUAAACCUGUAUAUUUUUUGGGGUGGUGCAAGGAUGCAAGGGGCAGUUUGGGUGUUGUUAAGGGGAGGGCCGUUGAGUUAGCAGAUAGGAUGAUUGAUGAACUGGAUUUGAAGUAG